Penicillium waksmanii is the source of this 771-nucleotide messenger RNA. It is a transcript of the gene pst2, whose product is annotated as putative NADH-quinone oxidoreductase Pst2. Lineage: Eukaryota; Fungi; Ascomycota; Eurotiomycetes; Eurotiales; Aspergillaceae. The coding region runs from base 1 to 771 and encodes 256 amino acids. The transcript has 4 exons. The record is from RefSeq and is a predicted model, not a curated record. Gene Ontology annotation, molecular function: FMN binding; NAD(P)H dehydrogenase (quinone) activity.
AUGGCUCCCAAGGUUGCUAUUGUCUUUUACUCCCUCUAUGGCCACAUCGUCCAGCUGGCCGAGGCCGAGAAGAAGGGCAUUGAGUCCGCUGGCGGCAAAGUCGACAUCUUCCAGAUUGCUGAGACCCUUUCCGAGGAUGUCCUGACCAAGAUGCACGCCCCGGCCAAGAGUAGCUACCCCAUCGCGGAGCCCAAUGACCUCCUGCAGUACGAUGCCGUCCUCUUCGGUAUCCCCACUCGCUACGGCAACUUCCCCGCCCAAUGGAAGACCUUCUGGGACAAGACCGGUGGUAUCUGGGCCUCCGGUGGCUACUGGGGCAAGUAUGCCGGUCUCUUCAUCUCGACCGGUACUCCCGGUGGUGGCCAGGAGUCCACUGCCAUUUCUGCCAUGAGCACCCUUACUCACCACGGCUUCCUCUACGUCCCUCUGGGCUACAAGACCACCUUCUCCCAGCUGUCCAACCUCAGCGAGGUCCACGGUGGAAGCCCCUGGGGUGCCGGUACCUUCGCUGGUGCCGAUGGUUCCCGUCAGCCCACCGCUCUCGAGCUCGAGAUCGCUGAGGCUCAGGGCAAGGCCUUCUACGAGGCCGUCGCCAAGGUCAACCCCCAUUCCGAGUCGAAGCCCGAGGACUCGGCUCCUGCUUCUGGCGCAGCUGCUCCGACACAGAAAUCGCAACAGCCCGCUCAGCAACAGGAGGCUGGCCAGAAAUCCAAGAAAGAGAAGGACAGUGAAGGACCGUGUGGUUUGCCCAAGAAGUGUACCAUCCAGUGA